This is a messenger RNA of Xyrauchen texanus (razorback sucker), 1451 nucleotides long. RefSeq names its product C1q-related factor-like. The coding region runs from base 278 to 1108 and encodes 276 amino acids. The record is from RefSeq and is a predicted model, not a curated record. Lineage: Eukaryota; Metazoa; Chordata; Actinopteri; Cypriniformes; Catostomidae. The transcript has 2 exons. Gene Ontology annotation, molecular function: protein binding.
CUCUCUCAACCCCACUUCCUCAACACCUAUACAUUUCACUCCACUUUGCAGAAUCACUGCAUGCAAAGCUCUCUCUUUCAAACAAGAAAGACAUAAACACACUCACUUGAGAUCCUCAGCAUUCCCUUUGAUAGCGUCUGAGGUUGAGGGAGUCAGAUCCCUCUCACUUCCAGCGGUCAAUAUUCCGGCGUGUGGCGAGAGCUCCGUGCUGGCGGGCCAGCCCCUUUCACGCUUCAGCCUGGGACGGAAGACCCUGCUGGGGGCUGCCGUGGCCGUCAUGCUCCUCUUGGUACUGGUGGUCCUCAUCCCCGUUCUGGUCCAUUUGGCAGGCAGCAGUGAAAACGAAGGUCAAUACGAGAUGCUGGGCACUUGUCGGAUGGUCUGCGAUCCAUUCUUGGAAAAGACUGGCCCUACCACAGGUAUCGGUACAGGUACAGCUAUCACUAAUUCACAGCUGGAAGCAGAGGCACUAAGUGAUCACAGCAUGGGACCCCCAUUGCCAAACUAUGCCCAAGGACCACAGAGAAAACCCGGCCGGCAAGGGAAGCCAGGGCUACCGGGACCUCCUGGACCCCCGGGACCACCCGGAGAGCCAGGUCCCCCAGGACCAAUGGGGCCACCAGGGAAUAAAAAUCACACAGAACGACCAGAGCUCUUUGCUUUAGGUGGAAGAAUGUCCACUGGAAUCAGUACUGCCGUUUAUACAAUGGGUCCUCGAGUAGCGUUUUACGCCGGUCUGCGAAACCCGCAGGAGGGGUAUGAGGUUCUGAGGUUUGACGAUGUAGUAACGAACAUUGGGAAUAACUACGAUGGAUCAACUGGGAAAUUUGUGUGCAAAGUUCCCGGGACAUACUUCUUCACGUACAACGUCCUAAUGAGGGGAGGGGAUGGAACCAGCAUGUGGGCGGACCUACUGAAAAAUGGACAGGUGAGAGCCAGUUCUAUCGCCCAGGAUCAGGAUCAGAGUUAUGACUACGCCUCCAACACAGUCAUCCUACACCUGGACCCUGGAGAUGAGAUCUUCAUCAAGCUGGAUGGUGGAAAAGCACAUGGUGGAAACAGUAACAAGUACAGCACUUUCGCUGGUUUCAUUCUGUAUAGUGACUAGAGAGUCUGGGGAACAUUUUUCCUUGAGUUUAGCCUCUGGUUGUCCAUAGGUAAGAGAGACAAACAUGUCUGCACUGAUUUCACAAUGUCAAGCAACAUUGUAAAUCUCUGAUAUUUAAUAAUUUUUAGUAAGCCCUUCCCUGCUGUAAAACUUAUUUUAACUGGUAGCUGUGUUUUGCAACAUGCUAGCUGGUUAUUACGUGGUCAAAGCUGGUUAAUAUCUGGUCAAAGCUGGAUAUUUGCUUGUCCAAGCUGGUUUUUAGUUGUUCCAAGCUGGUCAUUUGAUGGUCCAAGCUGGUUUUUAGCUGGUAUAAGCUGGUCUUAAGAUGGUUCAAGCUGGUCUU